AUGUCUGCGAAACAGAAUGACAAAUCUAAAUGGCGGAGAAGGAAAUGUUCAAAAUCGCCAGUAGUGGAAGACAACGACUGUGCGAGCCUUGCGUGGCUUUUGAAUUUUAGGUUGGACGAAAUUGUGAACGUUAAAGUUCCGGAUGAUGACGUUGAUGUAAUCGCGGAGCCGAAAACUGAGAUACCAGAUACACCUGUAGCAGCGAGAAAGCCACCGUAUACUUACCCAGAACUGAUCGAAAGAGCUCUGAGAGAAAAAGGGGAGUUAACGGUGUCGGCAAUUUACCAGUGGAUCUCUGAUCGUUUCCCUUUUUACAAAGCAAACGAUGAGCGUUGGAAAAAUUCAGUGCGGCACAAUCUUUCCAUAAAUCCGCACUUUCGAAAGGGAGCUCGAGCUACUCAAGGCGCCGGACACCUUUGGUCGCUUGCAGCGAACGCCAUUGACUUAUUACCUUUAAGAAAUAAUGAUUUAGAGAAAAAGACUGAAGUGGUACACACAACAGAACUGCAUGUGAUCGAAUUCCCCAAGGUUAUAGUGCUUGACGAGGCAGCGAUUGCAGCAGCUAGUAUCAUUCCGGACCAUGAUUUGUUUAACGGAAGUACAAUGUUCCUGAAUCCCGUAUCAGCCGAGCAAGUCAUUCGAGAGUGUGGCCUCAUCACUGUAGACUAA
Molecule: messenger RNA, 669 nt
Organism: Parnassius mnemosyne (clouded apollo)
Lineage: Eukaryota; Metazoa; Arthropoda; Insecta; Lepidoptera; Papilionidae
Source: the annotation of a GenBank genome assembly